AGAGAGAGAGAGAGAGCGAGCGCGUCUGAAAGAGAGACGUCCAAAACAAGGGAACGGGAGAGAAAAACAAGGGAGGAGGGUUAUGUUUCAGUCUGUUGACAUAAGACACAUGCUGGUAAAGAAGGAACACAAAGGGACAGAGAGUGAUACUGUCUGCUGACCAGGCAAGAGUGAGGCUCACACAGAAAGAAGGGAGGAAGUGGAAACGCCGAGGGCGAGAGAACCGCGGUGAAAGGCAGCCGUAGGACACGGGGACAGAGAUGUCUGACCAUGUCUUAACAAAGCUUGUCUGAUCCAAACAUGCGAGCAACAGUUUGCAGGUAGAGCUUCAGUGAUCCAGAGACAGAGAGCAGCCAACUUCAAAAUGUUGAUAAAAGAGUACAGAAUAUGCAUGCCUCUUACUGUAGAGGAGUACAAGACUGGGCAGCUGUACAUGAUCAGCAAGCACAGCCACGAGCAGAGCAGCGGAGGGGAAGGGGUGGAGGUGGUACGUAACGAGCCCGACACGCACCCCCAGUACGGAGCGGGCCAGAUCACGGAGAAGCGCAUCUACCUGAGCAGUAAGCUUCCCUCAUGGAUAAGGAAGUUUGUCCCCAUGAUCUUCUAUGUGACAGAAAAGGCCUGGAAUUUUUAUCCAUACACCAUCACAGAGUACUCGUGUUCCUUCAUUCCCAGGCUAAACAUCAGGAUUGAGACGCGCUUUGAGAACAAUAAUGGGAGCAAUGAAAAUGUAUUUGGAGAUAGCCCCACCCCCAGAGAAAGUGUCUGCUUCUUGGACAUACUGAGUGACCCAAUUCCUGAGAAGCACUACAAAAAAUCAGAGGACCUAAGAUGCUGGGUUUCAGACAAGACGGGCCGGGGCCCCCUAGUGGAUGGCUGGAGAAACAACACAAAACCCAUUAUGUGCUCCUACAAGAGAGUUGAGUGCAGUUUUGAGGUCUACGGCUUCCAGGGCAGAACAGAGGACUUCAUCCACAAGAACAUUCGUGACAUCCUGCUGGUGGGACACAGACAGGCAGUGGCAUGGGUGGACGAGUGGCAUGGGAUGAGUCUGGAGGGCGUGAGGGAGUUCGAAAAGCGACUGCAGCAGGAGACCAACAGCAAGCUGAAGAGUGAACAUUUCGACUCAGCUGCUCCAUUACGCCCUUCCUUCUCCCGUUCCGUCUCCGUCACGGAUGAGUCGUCAUUGAAGAAGAUGGGCGUGAACACUUUGGUGAUCCCAGAUUCUUCGUCGUGUGACUCCUCUUCCUCACUCAACAAGCCUAUGAGGAUGAAUUCGACCUCAGAGUGACGAGUACAGCUGCUCCUCACAGAUUCAGUGACCACCUCAGCAGCAGGCCUGAACGUGUAACCAAUGAAGGCCACCGGGAUGCUCACACUCACCGUGUUUUAAAGAUAAAUAUAAGCUAUGCACAGUCUUGUAGAUGCAAAUUGCACAAUCCACUUGAGAGGGUUUCUGUCUACACGGGGGAGCCCCUCCCUUUUACAUUUUUUUCUCUGUAUAUUAAUGUUUUGUGUCUUACGCAGCUUCUGAAGUAACACCAUAGGAACCUCCUCCAUGUGCAGCUAACCUAUCUGCCUUAAGGUAUUGCACAGAGUUUCCAGUCCUUAAGCCAGUAGCCCACCAGUAGCGCACCCUUGACUUUUUUCAUGCACGGUUCAGCUCGCUACAGACUUGUAUCUGCACAAUGCCUUUUGGGUAGCUUGCCUGUACAUACAUAAGGACCUGCGACAGUCUAAAGAUGCCCCCCAGCUAGCGUAGGCUGGUGGCCAGUCCCAGGCUGCAUUUGGCAUUUGUACAAAUUUACGCUGUCAGUGGUCUGUUCCACUGCCUACAUGCACAGAACCGGUUUGCAUACACAAAGCACAGCCCUACAAAAUGAAGAAUAGAAUCUGACCAGUCUCUCCUGGACUUGCGAAGACUAUAACCAUAUUGCUUAAGACAAACAAGACCCCAUGACAUAAAAGGCACUCUGCGAUGUGAACUGCUAUCUAGUACAUACCCUUGGCUCACUGAGUGGGGGCACUGAGCUGUUAUAUUCAUUCAACCCACUUAUAUGGUGAAUGGGACAUGCUAGGUUAACCUAUGAUGCACAUCAGUACACUGACCAAAUGGGUUUUUAAAAUGCACUCUAGCUCACAAAUGAGCUAAUAUGCUCCCCAGUAUCAUAUGAAUAAUUAAAUAGGAGCAAAGUAAGAUGUGUGAUUAAGUCCCUCAGACAAACGCACUGAAAUCCUUUGUUAGCAAUUCAGAGUUGAGUAGGAAACCCAGCUGUGGAAUAGGUUUAAGUGGAGGGCCUCGGUCAACUCUUAUUCUAGCCGACUAGACAGUUUGGUCUCUACAUUGUAAUUGAGAAUUAGUUCAUUAGAAAAUGCAAAAAAAUUAAACAAAUCUAAAAUGUUCUGAUCUCUUCAUGAUUCUACAUGGGAAUUGUUGGUGUACAUUGAUGUUCAUAAGAAUUACAUGUGGAUUGUUUAAUAAAUUGACUCAGGGUUAA
Messenger RNA from Electrophorus electricus (electric eel), 2498 nucleotides. RefSeq names its product phosphatidylinositol transfer protein cytoplasmic 1b (gene pitpnc1b). Lineage: Eukaryota; Metazoa; Chordata; Actinopteri; Gymnotiformes; Gymnotidae. The record is from RefSeq and is a predicted model, not a curated record. Gene Ontology annotation, biological process: phospholipid transport. Gene Ontology annotation, molecular function: phosphatidylinositol transfer activity; phosphatidylinositol binding. Gene Ontology annotation, cellular component: cytoplasm.